This is a messenger RNA of Penicillium arizonense, 354 nucleotides long. RefSeq lists its product as uncharacterized. The record is from RefSeq and is a predicted model, not a curated record. The transcript has a single exon. NCBI's taxonomy places the organism in Eukaryota, Fungi, Ascomycota, Eurotiomycetes, Eurotiales, Aspergillaceae. The coding region runs from base 1 to 354 and encodes 117 amino acids.
AUGGAUGAAAAGCUACAGCUGCUAGGUUUCUUGCCGCUUGAUGAUGAUGCAUGCGUCUACACCAAAGGCUCGGGAAGCCAAAUAAGCAUCCUAAUAGUCCACGUGGAUGACUUCAUCAUUGCUGCACCAACGGAUGCCGAAGUGAGCAAUAUUGCUAAUGGUAUCAAGGGUUUCUUUCCCAUAAAGGACCUUGGUGAACCUGCCGUUUUCCUAGGCUACGCGCUCAGCCGGGAUUACGCCAAUGGCACUAUCACAAUGAGCCAGACAGCUUACGUGCAUGAAAUCUUGAAGAAGGCAGACAUUAGCAGUGACAGUGACUUGCUAGGAGUUGAGACCCCGAUUCUACCAUCCUAG